GUUUUACUCUGAGUUUUUUUUUAGUUUUUCCACUCUACAGUUCCAACAUAUUGGGUGAACACUGAUUUAUAUAUAUAUUUAUAUAUAUUGUGUGUGGUGGUGAACGAAACUCAAGUAAGAAAAGAGAGUAAAAAAAACCAUUGAGAGAGAGAGAGAGUCGAGAUCAAAACACAAAGAUGAUGAUGAGUAUGAGUGUGAUGAUGAAGAUGAAGAUGAUGAGUAUGAUGAGUACAUGAUGAUGUUAGUUAUCUGUGCAAGAUGAGAGAAAUGUAAAUUUUGAUUGCUAAAUGUAAAUUGUACAACAACAUCUUAAAACCAUUUACCAUUUUUCAGUUUCUUUUUUUUUCUCUUCUCUUCUUAAUUUCCUUCCCUUUGCUCUUCUGCCUAAAAAAAGGCUGAAAAGUCAAGUGUAUUAAUAAUAUUGUUAAUAAUAAUACCCUUCCCCUUCCCCUCCUCCUCCUUCAUCACCAUAAUCAUCAUCAUCAUCAUCAUUAUCAAGUGUUACCAUCGAUUAUCAAGUGUAAUUAGUUUUAAUUGGCCAUGGGUGAUAAUCGCGGUGUCAAUGGGAAACCAAAGAUCAAAUUUAGCCAUCCAACAACCUUUCUUGCUGCUUGUGCUUGUAAUGAUCUUAAUGAAUGUGAACGACUUUUAUCACAGAAUAUGGUUAACAUUAAUUGUACCAAUGUGGAUGGUUUAACUGCUCUUCAUCAAGCCUGUAUUGAUGAUAAUAUAAAAAUGGUUCGUUUCUUAUUAGACCAUGGAGCUGAUAUUGAUUGUUGUGAUCAUGAGGGUUGGACACCAUUACAUGCAACAGCCUCUUGUGGUAAUGAAUCCAUUGCUAGUUUAUUAUUGGAAAAAGGUGCUGACCCAAGGAUAAUUAAUAACGAUGGUGAAUUAGCUUGUGACAUUACCGAUAGUCUUGUCAUUAAAGAGACGAUAGAGAAAAAAUUACUAGAAUUAGGUGUUACUGAUGCGGAUAGUUUAAGACACCAAGAACAUAUCUGUAUGUUAAGUGAUGUCAAUAAUUGGCUUAAAACUCAAGUUGUUGAUGAUAAACCUCAUCCUAAGUCAGGAGCAACAAUACUUCAUGUGGCCGCAGCUAAAGGUUACAUUGACGUUCUGGGUACUCUUCUUAACAAUCGUACCCUUCGUAGUCAAUUAGAUAUUGAUGCGAGAGAUCAUGAAGGUUGGACUCCACUGGCUGCUGCCUGUUACUGGCAAAAACCUGGUGCUGUACAAUUACUUAUUUUACAUGGAGCUGAUGUUAAUGCUAAAACAAGCUCAGGUCAACGAUUACAAGACCUAACGAUACACGAAUUGAUUCUUCAACUUCUUGAAGAGAAACGUCAUAAACUUGCCGAGGAGCAAAAACUCAGAGAGCAAAUGAAGUCUCAAAUGGUAUCCCAAUCCAAAGUUGUGCCUCCUUCACCGCCUUCUGCACCAACUCCUCCAACGGAAAGUGAAACUCAAAGGAAAGCUCAUGCCAAGCGAGUUCGAGAAACAAGACGAUCAACUCAAGGAGUUUCAGCGGAAGAUGUUAAGCAAGCCAAAGAGCAAUUUAUGAUAACCUCAUUAGUACCGGCAUCACCGGCUGUAAUAAAUUCGUCCAUUUCAACUCCAAAGACAACAACACCACCAUCUCCAACAUCACCAACAACUCCAACAUUAUUAUCGCCAACGAUAACAUCGUCCACUGAUAAUAUUAAUACUUUAUCAUCGACAACAAUCUCAUCAAUUGCACCAUCACCACUUAAUUCGUCCAGUUAUAAUAAUCCGGCCAAUAGUAAUGCCUCAAAUAACAACAACAAUAAUAACAAUAAUAAUCAUAAUACAAGGAAUGUCAACAAUAAUAAUAAUAAUAAUCCAUUAAUCAAACAACAAAGUGACCAGAUAAAAUUUCGACCAACCCGUUGUCGAUUACCUCCUGCACCCUUACCUCCAACAUCAACAACACCAACAUCACCUUCCCAAUCAUCAAAAUGCGAUUUUCUUCAAUCCCCUUUAGACCAAUUAGACAGUAGUAGUAGUAGUAGUAGUAAUGUUAGCAGUAGUAGUGACAGUAAAAAUUUUCGUCAACUCUAUGAAAGUCUAACCAUAGAGAUGGAAAAAUUGAAAAAAGAGAUUCGACUUAAGGAACACGAAUGGAAUAAAGAAAAACGUUCACUCCAACGGAAGCUCAGUGAGCUUGAAGAAGAAAUUAAACAAUUGGAAACCUUCAAGAGUGACAAUAAGAGGCUUAAAGACGAGAAUGGAGCUUUGAUUCGAGUAAUCAGCAAAUUGUCUAAGUGAAAAACGAAACAAAUUUUCCCUUCCCCUCAAACAAAUCAACAACAUCUCGAUCCAACAUCCAUCCACUCAUACACACAAACACCAUCACAUCAACACAACACACAUAUAAACCAUACACACAAUCACACAACAAUUUAAAUCUACAACUUCAUCCAUCCAGAAACAAAAAACCCGGUUGAUCACCAAGCAUUAAUGUGAACAAAAAAGAAACUCUUUAAAUCAGAUUUUUACUAAAACAAUUAAUUGUUGGACUGUUUCGGAUAGAAAGAGAGAGAAGGCCAAAAGAUUGUGUAAAGGUUGUAAAAAAAACUAAGUGAUUAUUUGUGACAACAAGAAAACAAAAAAAAACAAAGGAGGAAUAUGAUGACUCAGUCUUGAAUGACCAAUUCUAGUUAUUUUUAAUUAUAAUUAAUUAAUUAAAUGUGUGUUGUUUGUUCUGUUUGUGUGUUUGUGUAUGAAAAGAUAAGUGAACAAGACGAAGAAAGAUUUUUGCAUGAUACAUUAUUUGAGAGAGAGAGAGAGAAAAGUAAAGAUGCUGAGAAAUUAUGUUGAUUGUUGUUUAUCUGACCAAUUCAGAUUUUACAAUCAAUGGAACGAAAUCUUAUAUAUGUUAUACACAUGUUGAUGAUUAAAGUAGGAAACAUCUUCUCUUAUCCGUUACCAUACACUGUAUCCUUCAUCAUCAUUAUCGAAAGCAAUAAAAAAACCUAAAAUAGUUAGAAA
Molecule: messenger RNA, 3012 nt
Organism: Panonychus citri (citrus red mite)
Lineage: Eukaryota; Metazoa; Arthropoda; Arachnida; Trombidiformes; Tetranychidae
Product: protein phosphatase 1 regulatory subunit 12A-like
Exons: 3
Coding region: 541-2289 (582 amino acids)
Cellular component (GO): cytoplasm
Molecular function (GO): protein kinase binding; enzyme inhibitor activity; phosphatase regulator activity
Source: RefSeq, a predicted model, not a curated record